Molecule: messenger RNA, 1046 nt
Organism: Penicillium subrubescens
Lineage: Eukaryota; Fungi; Ascomycota; Eurotiomycetes; Eurotiales; Aspergillaceae
Product: flavin-linked sulfhydryl oxidase ERV2
Exons: 4
Coding region: 169-849 (226 amino acids)
Cellular component (GO): mitochondrion
Molecular function (GO): flavin-dependent sulfhydryl oxidase activity; flavin adenine dinucleotide binding
Source: RefSeq, a predicted model, not a curated record
CUUCACAAAGCUUCAUCUCCCUUCAACACUAAUUCCUCGCUCCAUUCCUACAUUCCAGGGAAAAUCUUGCCCGCAUCUUCUAGCCCGGACAGACCCUGUUUGCCCUUUCAUCACAGGUGCCCCUCGACUCCAAAUAUUGGCGAAAAACCCCCUCGCCCCUCCGCCGACAUGGCCAACCGGCAAAUGACACGGCGCAUCGCCAUCAGCGCCGUGAUCGCGAUAUGCCUGGUUUUCUUCCUCUUCAUCAAUCCACAGGGCCCACCUAGCCCUGCCGUCCGAGCCCCCGGGCAUAUCGCCCACGGUGCAGCGCCGGGAUCCGGAAUCACGAUUCAGGAGGAUACACUGAAAGGGGCGGUCGUGAUGCCGAAGUUGGGCAAUGCCACAGCAAAAGCGGAGCUAGGCCGUGCAACAUGGAAAUACUUCCAUACUGUCAUGGCGCGAUUUCCCGAGAAGCCUACCGAAGACCAGCAGGAAGCGCUGCGAUCAUACAUCUUCUUAUUUGCGCGACUUUAUCCUUGCGGCGAAUGCGCCGAACAUUUCCAACAACACUUGAACAAGUACCCGCCGCAGGUAUCAUCGCGCAAAUCCGCGGCCGGAUGGGCUUGCUUCAUUCACAACGAGGUCAAUGCGAUGUUGGAGAAACCGGAAUUCGACUGCACGAAUUUAGGCGCAUUUUAUGAUUGUGGCUGUGCUGAAGACGAAAAGGCGGAGAAAAAGGAUGGCGAGGAGGAGGAUAAGAGUAUCGAGGGACAUUCGGCGGUUAGCCGGGGUGAUGGGAAGCAGGAUUCUGCUGAUCUGCAUGAUCACCUGGCUGUGGAGAUUUCGAAAGAAGAGACCACUCGCGGUUGAUGGCUUUGAAGGCUUCUCUGGGUCCUUGCGAUCUAAAUCGCUGUUUUCGUUGCACUCGUACGGCGUUUUCCUUUUCUAUUUUCCUCCUAGAACAUCCGCUGGAGCUGGUCUCCAUUUCUAUGUACAGUACUUCUUUUGAUAGAUUUCUAUAUACCCAAUGCGCAAAUGCGUACGUCCGCUGCAGACCAGCCCGAGCC